AUGGGAGUCGAUCGUAAGGGUGUGGCGGAGGACCGGCUGCCAAGUAGCAAGACAGUUGAAUUGUCAGUUGUCGAAAAUGCAAUCCAAAUUUUGGCAAAGCGGACUUGUGGUGAUCCGAAAGUAGAAGAUGUGGUGAAGACGUACAAGAGCACCGCAGCCAGCACAGGGACGUGGUUCACAUUGUUCGAAGGAUUGCCACCCGCUGCCAUCAUUGAGGCACACCCGCAGCCGGACAUUUCCGGAGCCGUUGAUAUAGCGACGGUCACGUUCAGAACCGCACAGAAAGAUGUGAAGCAUGGUCUUUCGGCUAUCGCUCUAUCACAGCUCGGGCUGUCGACAUUUGAUAGCAAUGCGGUGUUCCGCGUUAUUUGA
Messenger RNA from Gregarina niphandrodes, 372 nucleotides. RefSeq lists its product as hypothetical. The record is from RefSeq and is a predicted model, not a curated record. Bases 1 to 372 code for a protein of 123 amino acids. NCBI's taxonomy places the organism in Eukaryota, Apicomplexa, Conoidasida, Eugregarinorida, Gregarinidae. The transcript has a single exon.